AAGGUCAGUUGUUCCACUUCCAGGAGAAGUGUCACUCUGAUGAAUGCUGGACGAUAACGUAUCUGUCACCAGAGAGUGGCGGACCGAGACAUUAUUGGCAAACAGACCCAGCGAACAUGACGUUUUUGUGUGUUGUUGCGUUAACCUUAGCAAUUCUGGGAGCAGAUGGACAGGGCACCAGUCAGAUCCCGGUAGUGGCCUUCUCGAAGGGACAGACCUCGCAUUUACAUCUUACUCAGGGUGAGAUUCUAAAUUACGACAAAACCAUCACAUCAGUCGAUUCCUCCUUGGACAGCUCUGGCGUCUUUCAUGCCAACCAGAAGGGUCUGUACGCCUUCCACUUCUACUCGCUGACCCGUCAGAACACUGAGUUGUGGCUUGAGCUGUAUAAGAACACAGAGUUGAUAUGUUCAGCUUACGGCCAUAAUCCCAGCAGUGGUGGAUAUGCCGACGCCGGGAAUUCCGCCCUUCUUUUUCUGAAUAUCGGGGACACUGUUUACGUUAAAGCCCACGACGCCUAUGACAACACACUUUAUGGUGCCAGUGACGAGAUAUAUACGACCUUUACAGGUGUACUUCUUGACGGUGGAUAUUUUGAGCACGAGGGAUUCGAUGAAAGCGUGCCACAUGGGUUUUCUGUUGGUCUUUCCCAAAACCUUACCAUCAAUGACGGAGGAAAAGUAGCGUAUGACGUGGACUUCAACAACAACGCAGCCUUGGCAGGAUACAACCUCUCAAGUCACGAUUUUGUCGCACCGUAUGAUGGUCUUUACAUAUUCCAUUUACACGCCCUGUCGUUAGCCGAUAAAGAAGUGUACCUGGAACUCUUUCAGAAUACCCAAUAUGUGCUGUCUGCUUAUGCCUAUACAACAAACGAAUGGGGAGAUGCUGGGAAUACCGUUAUUCUUCGUCUCAGCAUGAAUGAUACAAUCACAGUUAAAGCUCGUCCCCAGUAUGACGUACAGCUGUUUGGAGAACCGUCUGAGAUCUACUGUACGUUUUCCGGUGCCCUUCUGUCUGUGACGGUGCCGGGAAACAAUGCCGUAUCUGGAGGUUUAAGCGAAGUCGCGUUCUCUGUGGGGUUAUCACACAACGUCAACAUCUCCGCCUACUCUAAAGUCACCUGGGAUAAAAUAUUUACAAAUUAUGGGAGUGGAUUUGACACUGGAACUGGAACAUUCACUGCAAAGGUCGACGGUAUCUACGUAUUCCAUUUCCACGGGCUGUCCCAGACCGGUGAGGAACUAUACCUCGAGCUCUAUCACAACUUCCAGUAUGUUGUGUCCGCUUAUGCAUAUGACGCAAAUUCCUACGCGGCCGGAAGUAACUCGGCGACCUUGACUCUAGCGGCAGGUGACACGGUGUACAUCGGUGUCCAGAGCCAGGCAGUACUUUACGGAGUCAAUGAUGAGAUAUACUGCACAUUUUCUGGAUAUCUGCUAGCUCCAUUAGCCCAGUCUCAGCCGAUUGUCGGGUGAAGCUUUUCUAAUAAAAAAA
This is a messenger RNA of Pecten maximus, 1497 nucleotides long. RefSeq lists its product as uncharacterized. NCBI's taxonomy places the organism in Eukaryota, Metazoa, Mollusca, Bivalvia, Pectinida, Pectinidae. Gene Ontology annotation, molecular function: protein binding. The record is from RefSeq and is a predicted model, not a curated record. Bases 117 to 1478 code for a protein of 453 amino acids. The transcript is spliced from 6 exons.